Calliphora vicina (urban bluebottle blowfly) is the source of this 1549-nucleotide messenger RNA. It is a transcript of the gene NiPp1, whose product is annotated as nuclear inhibitor of protein phosphatase 1. The coding region runs from base 125 to 1303 and encodes 392 amino acids. Gene Ontology annotation, cellular component: nuclear speck. The record is from RefSeq and is a predicted model, not a curated record. The transcript has 6 exons. NCBI's taxonomy places the organism in Eukaryota, Metazoa, Arthropoda, Insecta, Diptera, Calliphoridae. Gene Ontology annotation, molecular function: protein serine/threonine phosphatase inhibitor activity; mRNA binding; protein binding.
CACGCUGACAUUUAUUAAAAAAAAAGUUGUAAAAACAGCAAAAUUAUUAAAAUAUUUUUAAUUUUGCCAAAUUAUUACGUUUUUCUCAAAUAUUAUUAAUGUAUUAAAUAGAUUUUAAACUGAAAUGGCUAACAGCUAUGAAAUACCUUCUUGGGCCGGCAAGCCACCUACAGGUUUACAUUUGGACGUACUGAAGGAUGAUAAACUUGUUCAAAAGUUAAUGGUUGACGAAAAGAAAUGUUAUUUGUUUGGCCGAAAUGCUCAAAUGAACGAUUUUUGCAUAGACCAUGCUUCCUGUUCACGGGUACAUGCGUCCUUUGUCUAUCAUAAACAUUUGAAUAUAUCAUAUUUGGUGGACUUGGGUUCGACUCAUGGCACUUAUAUAGGUACUAUGCGUUUGGAAGCUCACAAACCCACACAACUUCAUGUUAAUAGCACAUUUCAUUUUGGUGCUUCUACCAGGCGCUACAUUUUACGAGAGAGGCCCUCUGCCGGCCAGCGUAAUAGCAUAAUGGAGGAUAUACCAAUGAAUGAAACUAGCGAUGGUGCACUAUUGGGUCUGCCGGAAACACAAACAGAAUUGGAUAAUCUCACGGAAUAUAAUACAGCGCAUAAUCGUAGAAUUUCCAUGCUGGGCAUAGCUGACGACGUAAGAAAGAAAACAUCACGUAAGCGACGGAAUGUAACAUUCAAUGACGAGGAAAUCAUUAUAAAUCCUGAAGAUGUCGACCCCAAUGUGGGACGCUUUCGUAAUUUAGUACAAACCACUGUGGUGCCUACUAAACGAGCACGUUACGAUGGCGCCAAUAUGGGUAUAUCAGUUAACACAACAACAACGAUGCAUAACAAUAUCACACACACUAGUUCCCAUCAGUUAUUCCAACAAACUUAUCAAGAGCACAUGAAAAGUCUUGGUAAUACUCCCAACUCGCCAACUAAUGCUACGCCAUCGUCGCCCACUUCGCUGUAUCAGGGAUUACCGGCAGCAAGUGCUCAUGAAACACCAGCCGCAAGGCCUACAACAGCAGAAUUUGAUGUUUCAGGUCCUUUAGCAAUUGGAGCCAAAUUGGGUUUGCUUUUGCCAAAUCCAGCACCAGAUGUCACACCCAUAGCAGAGGCAGUCAGUUCAGCGCCCACAAACUCUGCUGUUGCCCAUAAAUUGGCGCUGGCUAAUGCAAAUGUGCGCUAUGAGGAUCAACAUCACCAUAUUGCAGCAGAUGUCUCUAAUAGUUCUGGUCCACAAAAGAAGAAAUAUGCCAAAGAAGCUUGGCCUGGACGUAAACCGAUGCUGGGUUCAUUAUAACACAAAUUUGUUUAAUUUUAUUUCAUUAUAAUUAAUUAUAUUAAUUAAUUUCUUUCUUUUUUUAUACUUUAUACAAAAUAAUUUCAUUGUGUAUCAAGAUUUAUUGAUAAAUUGUGUGCGAAAAUUUGUAAAAUUUAAAAUAAAGUAGUAAUGCUUUUAAUAAAAACAAAAUUUCAAUUGUAAAAAAAUAUUAACAAUUUAUUUAAAAAAGAAGAAUUAAAUAAAUAACAAAACCAACACCCCAAA